AUGAUCUCGUUUAUAAAUUUAAAACAACUAUUGUUCGAAAAGGCUCUCUUCUCUACCGAGGUAUUUGGACGUGGAAGGAAAGGUCGGCGAUUGGAAUUCAAAGAGGCAUGGCAGGUGAUAGCAAUCUUCCUAGCUCAUGACCCCGAGCAACUGCGGUCUUUCGACAUCGCCGUGAUGCAGGUGGGAGGAUCACAUGACGCAUCCGGGGCAAUUUUCGGCAACAAAAGGAAACGGCAAAUGUCAGGACUGGCAGAAAUUGAAGAUGUUGCGUUUAAGGAUAAGUUGACCAAUCUUACCUUUCUUCUUCUUGGAGAACCUCAUGGACCAAGACCUCUUGAAGGACUUCUCCUCCCUGAUGUCCUCAUCCUGGCAGACCGUGAGGCUGCUGGGAUAAGCGUUCGUCCCGAGGCUGGACUUCGAGCCGAAGAGGGCUGCCAAGCGCUUCAUCUUACCCACCAUACUUCACCGAAAAGGAGGUACUUAAACAUCAAGCACUGUCAUCACCGGUACCUUCAAGUAUGCGGAGGACUUUCCUAA
Nezara viridula (southern green stink bug) is the source of this 537-nucleotide messenger RNA. The record is from the annotation of a GenBank genome assembly. NCBI's taxonomy places the organism in Eukaryota, Metazoa, Arthropoda, Insecta, Hemiptera, Pentatomidae.